AUGUGUGCAAUGAAACGGUUGGUUGGCGGCUUCUUUGUGUUUCUUCUUGUCAUCCCUUCGUUUUGUGAUGACAAUGGCCCUUCUGUAAGUUUUGGUGGAAAAAUAUAGUCAAAAAUACUUUUGUUUGUACUUUUUGAGACUCCUGGAGGUAAAAAAAUCGGAUCAAAAUGCAAAAAUAGUUUCUUCCGUUGCCGGGAAUCGAACCCGGGCCUUGCGGGUGAGAGCCGCAAAUCCUAACCACUAGACCACAACGGAACGGUUGUCAGGCAUUGAUUAUUUGGUUCAAAAAAUUUAGAAAAAGGAGGAGUUUUGAUUUGAAAAAGGGCUGUAAAAAGAAAGUUAAGAAUUUCACACCGUUUUAUAUUGCCCUACAUUCAGAAAGAAGCCCCGCUCCGCCAGAUAAAACUUCCAUUUGCGUUGAAAGAGAACCAACUGUAUGUGGCCAUCGGUCCGAUGUUUGUGGUCCUCGCAAUUCAAUUGGGCUUUCUAAUCUUCUGCAUUGUGGCAAUGAAGGCCCAAAUGCCCAAAAUUCCAAGUGAAAAGGAGCUGGAGGUGCUCAGAGAGAAAGAUCACGAAGCCGCGAAGAAGAGGAAACCUAAGAAAAAGGAGACUGGUGGUCCUCCGGUAAGUGAGAAUCAAUUUUUUUUUUUCAAAAAUCAAAAUUAUUUUUUCAGAAAGUUGAAUUCGUUUUCGAAGACGAAGGAGUUUUGGUGGAGGAUGUGGCCACAAUGGUCCCAGAAGAAAACGAGAAUGUUGAAGGUGGCGCCGACGGUCAAGCCAAUCAAGAAGCGGCUAAUCCACCCCUCGCAGGGGCCCCUGUAGCUUUUUGA
Molecule: messenger RNA, 830 nt
Organism: Bursaphelenchus xylophilus (pine wood nematode)
Lineage: Eukaryota; Metazoa; Nematoda; Chromadorea; Rhabditida; Aphelenchoididae
Source: the annotation of a GenBank genome assembly